CCUGCGGCCUAGUUAAGAACUGAAUGAUUAUAAUAUAUCAUUUCGUUCUAAGCCUGAUAAAUGUCAAUCUCCAGGAAGAAUGGAGACGUACUCCUUCUCUUCUUACUUUUCAAUGCGAGACGGUUGUCUACAUUGUGAGGAAACGAGUGUCACUGAUGUGCACCGCAUUUUGCAAGAUGACUUCCCGGGUCGCGACAGUCCUUUCUUCGUGUACAGCCAAAAUCAGAUAGUAGAAAAUAUCCUUGCUUACAAACAGCCACUACUUAGUCUGAGCAACCAAUGCAUACUGGGCUAUGCUGUGAAAGCCAACUCGAAUUUAUCAAUACUGAAACUCAUCCGACAGCACUGCGACACUGCUGUCGUUGUCAGUGGGAAUGAACUGAAGUUGGCAUUGGCCGCGGGAUUUCUCCCGGAAAAUAUUGUCUACAAUGGCUGUGGAAAAACGCUUCGUGAAAUCGAUCACGCGGUCAGUGUGGGCUGUUUGCUGAAUAUAGACAGCUUGUUUGACGUUGCCCACAUUGGAAAGAUUGCGAAGGGUAGAGGUGUCACUGUUCGAGUCCUCAUUAGGAUUAACCCGGACAUCGAAGUGACGGCCCAUCCAUACAUUUCUACCGCCUUGGCACAAUGUAAAUUCGGAAUAGGGAUAAAAGAGAUUGACGAGGUUCUCAGAUAUUUGCAAGAUCAACCAAAAUUGCGUCUUGUGGGCUUCCACUGCCACCUCGGCUCAACUAUAGAGAGAACAGACGUGUAUAGAAAGACCGUAUCUUCAGUGCUACAGGUGGUGGAGACUGUGCGUUCCAUGGGAUUGACGGAUAUCCAAUACAUAAAUAUAGGCGGAGGGCUUGGGAUCGACUACAAAAGACAUGCGAAGAGAACCAGCCCUUUUAUCAAACCAGCAUUCUUGGACAUAGUUUUCCGGUCUUUGCAGGAUGGCAAGGCUGAGACAGAUAUCAUAGCAGAAAAUAUACUUGAGGCAUUUGAAAACCAACACAAAAUGACACCAGAAGAAGUCAGUGAAAUUAUACGAAGCAACUUACAGCAGUAUCCACACCUAAUCGAGGAAUUUGAAAAACAACUGGAACCAGAACUUUCCCACCAGUGUCCUACUCCCAGCGACCUCGUUGCAUCAGUCAAAGAUUUAGUUGAAGGGAAAAAUAUUUCCUUAAUUUUGGAGCCAGGGCGUUCAGUAGUAGGAAACGCUGGCGUGCUCGUUAUGCAUGUAAUAGGGUGUAAGAAAAACGGACACAAAAGAUUUUUAAUAACAGAUGGGUCCAUGACCGAGGUUAUCCGGCCAAGUCUUUACUCCGCAUACCACCACAUAGAGCUGGCGGAAUCCAGUACUUUGGCUUGCGGGAAGGCUGUAUACGACAUAGUUGGACCAGUAUGUGAGUCGGGAGAUUUCCUCGGAAAGGACCGUCUCCUAUCCGUCCCACACGAGGGUUGUUCAGUCACAAUGUUUGAUGUUGGUGCUUACGGCAGCGUAAUGUCAUCCAAUUAUAACUCCAGGUUGCGGCCAGUUGAAAUUAUCGUCAGUGGUAGAAAGUGGGCCGUGAUACGAAAACCAGAAACAUUUGGGGAGCUUAUUAAUCCCCAGUUGCUGACUAUAACUUCAGAAGACAAAAAAGAAGAAAAAGUAAAAGAAAAACAAUCAAUUGAGGGUAAACAUGCUAGUUAAGUAAUUUUCAAUACAGCGAGGCUGGUUGCCUUUUGGUGAGACUCACUUGUAGUUGUUGAAAUAAGGGAUUGAGAUUGCUCUAUCUUGAAGGCUCAUAUGGUCUUUGCAGUAUCCGACCGAAUAUCAUUACUGUUGACUAUCUACAUGACUAUCUACAUGAAUAAUGAAUUGCAUGGAACUAGUUUAUUCUAUUUUAAAUGGCUCAAAAUAUUGAAUCCAAAUGCAGGGACGCGUCGGACAAUGAUUCGCGAGCAAGAGAAAAUUGCUUUUCUCUUGAGGAAAAUUAGAUUUGGCGCGAAAACCCCGCAUAGAAUACAUUUAAUUGUAGAAGAAGGUAAACUUGAAGCAUGGCGUGCAUACGUUAAGGGUGUAAUCUUGAGAAGGCUUAAAAUGUGAAUGAAUCAUUAUAGUGUGUGUAAAUUCUUAUUCUGUGAAUUCUCUGCAAAUACAAAAAAUAACGUUUUUUUAGCCUAUCUUCCUCUUUUGAACUUUUUCUCAUUGUUUUAUUUUCUGAUAUGGUUCUAUUUAAAAACUUGUACGUAAAAGUUAGC
This is a messenger RNA of Lingula anatina, 2226 nucleotides long. RefSeq lists its product as uncharacterized. The record is from RefSeq and is a predicted model, not a curated record. NCBI's taxonomy places the organism in Eukaryota, Metazoa, Brachiopoda, Lingulata, Lingulida, Lingulidae. Gene Ontology annotation, molecular function: diaminopimelate decarboxylase activity.